AAUCAUUUUUGUAACGUUUUGCCGCUAGUCGGCAAAGAUAGUAUAUUUUAUAGUUUUUUUUAGCUUUUUGAUAGGAAGUUUGUAAAAUUCGAGACUUUUUGAUGGGUAAAGGUGCUAGUGAAGUUUUCCUCGAUAUAACUGAAGACAUUGUGGUAUAAAAGUUUGAAUUAGACAGAGUGAAUCUCAUUGGCUUCAUAGAUGUCCGAGUAGAGUGCAAUGUGAUCACGUAAUGGCGGGUAAGGCGUUACAGUGGAAAUUAGUGGCGAAUCCCACUGGACCUCAGCCUCGACCAAGACAUGGACAUCGUGCCGUUGCCAUAAAAGAUUUAAUGGUAGUAUUUGGUGGCGGUAAUGAGGGCAUAGUUGAUGAACUUCAUGUUUACAACACAGCUACAAACCAAUGGUUCGUACCUGUAACAAAGGGAGAUGUACCCCCUGGUUGUGCCGCAUAUGGAUUUGUUGUAGAAGGAACUAGGCUUUUAGUUUUUGGUGGUAUGGUCGAAUAUGGCAAAUAUAGUAAUGAACUUUAUGAACUUCAGGCGUCAAAAUGGGAAUGGAAAAAGUUGAAACCAAGGCCUCCUAAGGCAAAUCCUGCUCCCUGUCCACGUUUAGGACACAGUUUUACCCUAGUGAAUGCUAGAGUGUACCUGUUUGGUGGAUUAGCCAAUGAUAGCGCUGAUCCAAAAAGUAAUGUCCCUCGUUAUUUAAAUGACUUAUAUACAUUAGAUAUUCGAAGUAAUCCCAUCCAGUGGGAUAUACCUUCUACAAAUGGACCUUCGCCACCACCCAGAGAAUCUCACACAGGUGUCGCCUAUGUAGACAAGAAUAAAGGCAAAUCAUUCCUCGUAAUAUAUGGUGGGAUGAGUGGCUGUCGUCUGGGAGAUUUGUGGUUUUUAGAAACCGAAACCAUGACAUGGUCGAAGCCACAGGUCUCGGGUACAACUCCUCUUCCAAGAUCUCUCCAUACUUCCACGCUUAUUGGCCAUAGAAUGUUUGUUUUUGGUGGAUGGGUCCCCGUUGUAGCGGAUGAAGUGAAAACUGCAACUAAUGAAAAAGAAUGGAAAUGUACUAGUACUAUGGCAUGCCUUAAUUUAGAGACAAUGAAUUGGGAUGAGCUAAAGAUAGAUGCGUCUCACAAAGCAGAGAACACUUUGCCGUGUGCUCGAGCUGGACAUUGCGCUGUUGGAAUUAGCACAAGACUGUAUAUUUGGUCUGGCCGAGAUGGAUAUCGCAAAGCAUGGAAAAAUCAGGUCUGUUGUAAAGAUCUGUGGUAUUUAGAAGUUGACAAGCCUCCAGCUCCUAGCAGGGUGUCCCUUGUCAAAGCUGCUACUCACUCUUUGGAAGUAAAUUGGACUGGUUCGCCUUCAGUUCAAACAUAUAUUUUACAGAUUCAGAAAUAUGACUUACCACCUCCGGCAGCUACAGCUGCUAAACCUGCCCCUGUACAAGCAACAGUGCCUCCGUUAAUAACAUCGCCAAAACAAGCACAAUCGGUCCUUGGUAGUCCUUCAACUCCAACUCAAGGUGCAAAGACAACUGUUAUUCCUAACCAGAUAAUAGCACCAAAAGUUGUGGCCCCUAUUAUUAAAGCCCCACCAGUGCGAGUUCAAGGAACGACAGGCACAAUAAUCAGACAAGCAACGCCUCAAGUGGCUGGCAAACAGCUGGUGGUCAAACAAGGUGGAAACUUAAUUCAAAAAGCCGGUGGAGUGCAGCAACAAGUGGUGACUUUAGUAAAAACUAGUACUGGUAUGACGUUGGCUACAUUGCCAAAAAGUGGCAACCUUGUUCAAAGCAAGGCCACAGGAACUGUGAUUCCCCAACAAGCAAAAAAUACGAUUGUAAAAAUUGUGCCUAGCAGUCCAGCAAACAAAGUGUUGACUACUUUAAAGACUAUACCAUCAAAUAUGAUACAAAUGAAUAAAACCACGGGAAAAUUGGUUCUUUCAAAAGGGACAGGACAAAUCCCAACACUAAGUAAUCAGCAAGUACUAGUCGUUAGUUCAAAUGCGGGACUGAAGAAUAUACAAACUUUCACGAAUGCCCAGGCUGUAAAUGUGUCCACUGUCAAAACCACUACCAUCAAUGCUCAACCAGUAGCUGCCGCGUCUUCAAUAGCAGGGCUGCAAGGCGUUAAGAUUGCAGGAAAACCGAUCACCAUUUCGAUGCCUAUGCAAGUAGUUGGUUCUCCAAAAACUGUGACUCUUUCGAAAAAUACAAAACAAGUAAUGAUAGGUGGCAAACAAGUAACAGUACAAAUGGCAACCAGCAGCAACAAAACCUUGACGUUGGUGCAGCCUAAUCAAACGGGUGGAGUAGGCAAAAUUGUCCGUUUGCCUAUGUCUUCGGCUGCAAGUAAUAAUUCAGAACAGCCCAAGUUGAUGGUCGUUUCAAGACCCAAACAACCAACUGCAACCAUAGCAUCGACCUCAUUUGAUGGACCAGCAACUACUGAUGCCGCUUUAGCAGCUCUUGCAGCUGAGGCCGGAUUGAUAGAUCCUGAACCCGAAAAGGAACUAAGUGGGAAAAUUGAAGGAGUAUCGGAUGUCUUGGGAAGACCGUCUGUUGCAGAAGGUGUUACGGAUGCAUCGACUGGUGAUGGAGCAACACCUAUGGAAACAACGUUAGGUCUUCUAGGUGGCGGAACGAUACGCACUAAACUUGGUCUGAAAGGGGGGUCAAAAAUAAGAUUAGGCCUGUUUGGAGGAUCUCCCGUAAUACCGCCAAGCAACUUCAGGUUAUGCCUGGGACUACGAGGGGGUAGUAAAGACGAAUUAGAAACGAGCAUGAAACCGACAACUACUACUGCCGAAGCCGAUUCGACACAAAGCACUGUCAACGGGUCGCUGAAACAUACUGAUACAGAUGAUGGCGAAAAGCUGGACAUGGAUAUAGACAUAAAACCCGAGCUCAACGAAAUCAAACAGGAGGAAGAAGAACCCGACACAAACCUAAACAUUAAUAUGGACAUAGCUACCAAAAUGGAACCCGAUAGCGGAUUUGACAGCUCCUUCACCAGCCAAAAAACCGAGAGUUCUUCAGAGGAAGGACGGAAAGAUGACGGUUCGAGUGUGGACCUACUCGCAGCUCUCGCUUCUGCAGCACUAGAUCACUCGAAAGAACAAAAAAAGACUGAUUUAAAUGGAUCCGAACAGCCUGCUAAAGAUACGUGGUAUACUGUAGGAUUUAUUAAGGGUAAUAGUUGUGAUGUACAAAGUUACUUUUUAUUGGAUGACGAUACCACCGAUUUAACAAUAGAAAAUUUACCCGAGUUGUCGAAUUUCCCACGAAUCAAUCUUGAGCCAGGAACGGCGUAUAAAUUUCGAGUAGCUGCCAUCAAUUCUGUAGGACGGGGGGAGUGGAGCGAGGUUUCUGCCUUUAAGACAUGUUUGCCUGGUUUUCCUGGAGCUCCAUCAGCAAUUAAAAUUGCAAAAUCUGCAGAUGGAGCACACUUGUCUUGGGAACCUCCAAGUGCCAAUCAAGGUGAAAUCCUUGAGUAUUCUGUUUACUUGGCUGUGAGAGGGAAAGAAAAAGCAAAUCCUCCUGGUCAGCUAGCAUUUGUGCGAGUGUACAGCGGACCAAGUAACCAGUGUGUGGUAUCGAAUGCAUCUUUGGCAGCAGCCCAUUUGGAUACAUCUACAAAAGCCGCAAUUAUUUUUCGCAUUGCCGCCAAAAAUGACAAGGGUUACGGACCAGCCACCCAAGUCAGGUGGUUACAAGAUCCACAAUCUACAAAUAAAGCUACGAAACGUUUAACAGACACGCAGCCACAAAACGUCAAAAAAAUAAAAUUUGAGAAGGAAGAGAUGUAAAAAAUGAUCGAAUGAAUGAGUUGAGUGUUUGAUGUAAAGUAGUAUUAAACAACUUAAAGAGAGGGCUGUACUUUUAUAAUUUAAUUGUGUACUUGACGGCCCAAUGAUCGUAUUGUUUUUAUCAUCCUUGUCAUAGUUAUUUUCAUUAAAUUUUUUACGAGAAAAAAAAAAGAAAAAGAAACGCGAAACAUUAUUGACCAGUUUUUGUGUUAGUGAACUGUUUUACAGUGCGAAAGGAGUAUGCCUGCUGUUUGCCCCAUUUUUUUACUGUCAUAUUCAUCUUUGCUGUAAAGAUAGUUUUGUAUUAUUUGUAGAUUACAAUCAGGAUAUGUUAAGGUGCUUAGAACAUUGUUUAUACGUAAUAAUUGAAUCGUAGAUUUUUAUUCUACGUAUUGACAGUUGUGGCACACUUUUUGUUCCCACUUAUUUGUAGUCAGAAUCAGAAUAAUGUAAGUUUUACGUUUCUGUUGUGUUAUCUUUCUUGUUUGAAAUAUUUUUACUUAAAUGAGCAACUAUUUCUUUUUUAAUUAUGCUAUUUUUCUACAAUUUAGACUAUAGUUUUAUUCAGUUUGUUAAGUAUUUAAAAAAAUAAUUGGUUAAAACAUUCACUUGUUCAUACUAUAUGAAAAAUUGUACAAUGUAUAUAUAUAUAAAAUGUAUUUUAAUUAGUUGAUAAAACAUGCAGUUAAAUUAUUUCUAUUUGAGAUAUAUUUUUAUUAAACAUAAGUGGGAUCGUUUUUUCCCGAUCAACCCUGGUUCAUUUUGAAAACAUUUUUUUCA
Molecule: messenger RNA, 4591 nt
Organism: Anoplophora glabripennis (Asian longhorned beetle)
Lineage: Eukaryota; Metazoa; Arthropoda; Insecta; Coleoptera; Cerambycidae
Gene: Hcf
Product: host cell factor 2
Exons: 12
Coding region: 230-3811 (1193 amino acids)
Biological process (GO): regulation of DNA-templated transcription; chromatin remodeling
Cellular component (GO): histone methyltransferase complex
Molecular function (GO): protein binding; transcription coactivator activity
Source: RefSeq, a predicted model, not a curated record